Molecule: messenger RNA, 1242 nt
Organism: Penicillium pulvis
Lineage: Eukaryota; Fungi; Ascomycota; Eurotiomycetes; Eurotiales; Aspergillaceae
Product: serine hydrolase domain-containing protein
Exons: 3
Coding region: 1-1242 (413 amino acids)
Source: RefSeq, a predicted model, not a curated record
AUGUCUCUCGGUGCGGAAGUGACUUCGAAUCUCCGCGACAUUGUAGACAAGGCCUGUGAAGAUCAAAAGUCCGGUAUCCCCGGAACCACAGUCGUGGUCGUUGGCAAAGAUGGCAACGAACUAUUCGCUCACUCUGCCGGUAAGCGAGGCACGGGAUCCAAAGAUCCCAUGACUCUAGAAAACAUCUUCUGGAUUGCAUCUUGUACAAAGAUGCUGGUUGGUAUCGCCUGUAUGCAGCUUGUUGAGCAGGGCCUUCUCAAGCUAGAUGAUGGGCAGCAGACCGAGCGUCUUUGCCCUGAAUUAAAGAGUCUCAAGGUUUUACUGCCAGAUGGCAGUUUUGAGGAGAAGAAGCGUGCAAUUACUCUGCGUAUGCUGUUGACUCAUACUGCCGGAUUCGGCUAUACUUUCUUUAAUGAGAGAUUGAGACAAUGGUCACACCCGGUUGGCGUGGAUGAAUUUUCCGGGCGCAUUGAAGAUAUGAAGCUGCCUCUGAUUUUCCAACCCGGCGAAGGUUGGGAAUACGGUGUUGGUAUCGAUUGGGCGGGGAUUGCGCUGGAACGGGCUACUGGUCUGACCCUCAACGAAUACCUUCAGAAACAUGUUCUUCUUCCCCUUGGGAUCAGAGAAAUGUCCAUGUUACCGAACCACGAAAUGCGUCGGAGGCUAGCCUAUAUGAACAGCAGAAGCCCAGACGGUAGUCUGAGGGCCCGAGACCACCCUCUCCGGGCUCCUCUGGUUGUUGAUCUGGACAAUGAGGCCGAAGUCACUAGGGUAUUCAACAGUGGUGGCGCAGGAAUGUUUGCCAAGCCGCAAGAGUACUGCAAGGUCUUAGCUGUGUUGCUGAACGACGGAACUUGCCCUAAGACGGGCAGCAAGUUACUUUCCAAGGAAACCGUCGAUGAAAUGUUUUCCAAUCAAAUUCCGCAGUUCCCCAACUACAGCCGCUCGGGCAUCCCAGCUGCAAAACCGGACCUGACCAACCUCAUUCCUGAGCUGUAUCCAGUUCCCGGGAACCCGCCACAGGGUUGGGGACUCACUUUCAUGCUAAGCAACGGUGGCGCUACAGGGCGAUCGAGUGGCACAGCGCACUGGGCUGGGCUGCCAAAUUUGUGGUGGUGGGCGGACAGGGAGAAAGGCGUUGCGGGAAUUAUCUGUACGCAGAUUCUUCCCUUUGCGGAUGGCAAGGUGCUUGAGUUAUGGGGAGCAGUUGAAUCCGAGAUAUAUAAAGCGCUUGGUCAAUGA